GAUAACUGGAAUGGAAAAUGGCUGCUUCAACAACCUUUAGUGUGCAGUGCCAUCUCUCUAAAUGAAUCUUAAAAAUGGAUAUGCUCAAAACACUCAUCAAGGAAAGACGGAGCAAGCAACUGACAGUUGAGAGAGAAGCAAAGUCUAUGCAGUAGUAACAGCCUGGGACCAGGAUAUGCUACAGUAAGAGACCUUCAAGCAAAUUCACCUGAAACAACACCGUGCACAGACAACUGCAAAGUUAAAAAAAAUGCCACUUUUUGGCUGGAUGAAAUGGUCAAAAAAUGAUUCCUACAAAUCCGCAAGAUACCCUGGAUCAGAAGUAGUUACAAAAACCCUACUGAGGGAAUUGAAAUGGCACCUGAAAGAGCGUGAAAGGUUAAUACAAGAGAUUGAAAAUGAACAAAAAGUCCAGAAGACUGGCAUGGAUUAUAACUGGCUGAAGAACCAAAACCCUCAAGCAACCAUUCCAGCAACAGAGCAACGGCAGCUGGAAGUUCUGUGUUCACAAAUCCAGCCUUGCCAAACAGGAACUGUUCUCAGCAGAUUUCGUGAAGUUUUGGCAGAAAAUGAUGUUUUACCUUGGGAAAUAGUCUACAUAUUCAAGCAAGUUUUACAAGAUUUUCUCGCUACCAUUGAGAGACGAAACCAACAAGAUCAACUGGUAGAUGCAUGGAAUACAAAUUGCUCUGAACACUUCAGCCUGCGUGGAGACAGUGCUAACAAAUCGGACAAAGAUGAAAUCCCCACAGUUUCAAGCUAUGUCGACAAAACCACACAAAGCAUGUUCCCCACCUUCUCUCACAGAAUCUGGAACCUACCCUAUUACUACCCUUCAAGUUAAGUUGGUUUGUCUUUCUUUCUAAAAACUAUGUAACUGCAUUCCUUUCUUGUGAUUGCCAUCCAUAAAAAAUAUGAAUAUGUGACAUGCUUUCAUUUUUUCCAAGUAAUUAAAAUCCUUGAUUAUAGCUAGUAUGCAGUAAACAAACUUAAAAUAUGAACUCUCCUUUUAUCUUUAUAGAUCCUUAAAGAUAUUGUAUUUGAAGGUAUCUUUCUGCCAAAAAUCUAGAAAUUUCUGAAAAACAACUCUGCACCAUUUUAUUUUUAGUCAUAUAUAUGUCAAUGUAUUUAAAUAAGAUGGUUUUUCCUAGCAUCAAUCCAUAAGGAUCCAUAAGGUGUUAGGCAAAAACUUCUGUAUUUGUCACAUAGCUUUUAGGCUCUUUAGGAACUUUAUACUGUAUAAGAUAAAUGGUUUAAUAGAAUAUUAGAACAAAUAAACUGGUAAAUACUUUUUUUGGACCUGAAUAGUUAUUUAUCAACUUCAAAAUUAAGUUAUAAAAUGAAAACAAGGUCAGAAGAUAUAACAUGCUGGUUCUGUAUUUCUUUCUGAAUUGUACUCUGCACAUGCUGAAGUAUUGUGAAGGGUGACAACUGUAUGAAAACUUUGGUUAUUUAAUGGUAUUUAACAAAACAGUUCUCUAUUUUUCAAGAAAAUAAUGGACUAUUUUAUUUCCAAUAGUUGUAUUUCUCUAUUUGACUUUUUGGAAACUAUCCUGAACCCCAAACUGUGCAUUAAACUUAAAACCUUUUAAUUACAUCAGACAGUAGUUUUCUAGAAAAGCAGAGAAGUCAACAGCUUGUUUACAAAGCAAGAGGUGGUAAUUUAAAAAACAAACAAACAAACAUGUUUUUCAGUUGCCAUCAUCUAUCACUGAGUUCACAAAAAGUUUUACAGGACCAAUUGGAUACAUAGCAGCUACGGUCAGAGAAGACAAUUAGAGCAGAAAAUCAAUGAAAACAGAUGCCAGAACGCGGUUUGCUACAUUUCCAAUUGGACUCCCAUCACUAUGCAACAU
Messenger RNA from Pogoniulus pusillus (Red-fronted tinkerbird), 1856 nucleotides. RefSeq names its product RD3 like (gene RD3L). Bases 251 to 844 code for a protein of 197 amino acids. The record is from RefSeq and is a predicted model, not a curated record. NCBI's taxonomy places the organism in Eukaryota, Metazoa, Chordata, Aves, Piciformes, Lybiidae. The transcript has 4 exons.